UUUUGUCCCCUUGCCCUCAUCUCUGCCUCCACGCUGUAAGUACUGGGAUGGCAAUUGGGCAGAUGGAGGGGCCAGGACUCAGUUCCCCUGCUCUAGUCUGGGCGUAGUGGGUGGGACCCAGCAACGUGCUGGUUUGCCAUAAGCAGGUUUCUAUGCAGUUUCCCUACACUUUCGCUGCGUUAGACUCGAGGCAAAAAGCCGAGAGAGGCCGGGGGAGCAGCCCCAGGCGAACGACACCUGUGGGAGACGGAGCCCCGCUAGCAGCCCAGGGCCCCGGGCCCCGGGCCCCGAGUGACUUCACCAUGGUGCGUUUUAGCCGCUACUUUCUUUUUCAGUCUCUCGGUGCAGGGAAGAGGAGGGUUCUGGAAAGAAGUCGGAUGCAGUAGGGAGAGGAACUGCAAGGGAUCCUUUGCGGGUCACCAGAGAGAGAGAUACGGAGACAGAGAGAGACCACGACGAGAACUGAUUGUUUCGAAGCAGCGCGGGGACUCCGGUUUGCGAGGCACGUCGCGUCCCGCCCAGCCUGUUGAGCAGUGCGGAUUUGCGAGGCGCGCCCUGGAGCUGCUGGAGAUCCGGAAACGCUGUCCCGAGGUCUGGCAAGCCACCGAUCACCUCAGUCACCAGUGUCCUUGAUCUGAUAGUGGCUUCUGUUUGCGUGUCCCAUGUAAGAAGAGCAGGAGGAGAUUGCAGCAAGGUGGGAGGCCGUGGACACCAUGUUCUGCACGAAGCUGAAGGAUCUCAAGAUCACAGGGGAGUGCCCUUUCUCCUUACUGGCACCAGGGCAGGUUCCUAAAGAGCCAGCAGAAGAGGUAGCAGGAAGCUCAGAGAGCUGCAAAGCCGCUCCCCCCAUCUGUCAGGACGUUCCUGAGAAGAAUGUACAAGGAAGUCUUCCUCAAAGAAAGACCAGCAGGAGCCGAGUCUAUCUUCACACUUUGGCAGAGAGCAUUUGCAAACUGAUUUUUCCAGAGUUUGAUUUGCUGAACUUUGCACUUCAGAGAACGUUGGCAAAACACAAAAUAAAAGAAAGCAGGAAAUCUUUGGAAAGAGAAGACUUUGAAAACAUAAUUGCAGACCAAGCAAUUGCAGCAGGAGUUCCAGUGGAGAUCAUCAAAGAAUCUCUCGGUGAAGAGCUUUUUAAAAUAUGUUAUGAGGAAGAUGAAUACAUCCUGGGUGUGGUUGGAGGAACCCUCAAAGAUUUUUUAAAUAGCUUCAGUACCCUUCUGAAACAGAGUAGCCACUGCCAAGAAGCAGAAAAGAGAGGCAGGCUUGAGGAUGCCUCCAUUCUAUGCCUGGAUAAAGAUCACGACUUCUUAAGUGUUUACUAUUUCUUCCCUAAGAGAAUCACGUCCCUGAUUCUUCCUGGCAUCAUUAAGGCAGCUGCUCAGAUAUUGUACGAAACCGAAGUGGAAGUGUUGGUAAUGCCUCCCUGCUUCCGAAAUGAUUGCAGCGAGUUUGUCAAUCAGCCUUAUUUGUUAUACUCUGUUCAUGUCAAAAGCACCAAACCAUCCCUGUCCCCGGGAAAACCCCAGUCCUCGCUGGUGAUUCCUGCUUCUCUCUUCUGUAAGACAUUUCCGUUCCAUUUCAUGUUUGACAAAGAUAUGACAAUUCUGCAAUUUGGCAAUGGCAUUAGGAGGCAGAUGAACAGGAGAGACUUUCAAGGAAAGCCGAGUUUUGAAGAGUACUUUGAAAUUCUGACUCCAAAAAUCAACCAAACGUUUAGUGGAAUCAUGACUAUGUUGAAUAUGCAGUUUGUUGUUCGAGUGAGGAGAUGGGAUAACUCUGUGAAGAAAUCUUCAAAGGUUAUGGAUCUCAAAGGCCAAAUGAUCUACAUUGUUGAAUCCAGUGCCAUCUUGUUCUUGGGGUCACCCUGUGUGGACAGAUUAGAAGAUUUUACGGGACGAGGACUCUACCUCUCCGACAUCCCAAUUCACAAUGCACUGAGGGAUGUGGUCUUGAUAGGCGAACAGGCCAGAGCUCAAGAUGGCCUGAAAAAGAGGCUGGGCAAGCUGAAGGCCACCCUUGAGCAAGCCCACCAAGCCCUGGAAGAAGAGAAGAAGAAGACAGUCGAUCUUCUGUGCUCUAUAUUUCCAAGCGAGGUUGCGCAACAGCUGUGGCAAGGGCAAGUUGUACAAGCCAAGAAGUUCAGUAAUGUCACCAUGCUUUUCUCGGACAUUGUUGGGUUCACUGCCAUCUGCUCCCAGUGCUCGCCGUUGCAGGUCAUCACCAUGCUCAAUGCGCUCUACACUCGCUUUGACCGGCAGUGCGGAGAGCUGGAUGUCUACAAGGUGGAGACCAUUGGUGAUGCAUAUUGUGUGGCAGGGGGAUUGCACAGAGAAAGUGAUACCCAUGCCGUUCAGAUAGCGCUCAUGGCCCUGAAGAUGAUGGAGCUCUCUGAUGAAGUCGUGUCUCCCCAUGGAGAGCCUAUCAAGAUGAGAAUUGGACUGCAUUCUGGGUCAGUUUUUGCUGGAGUUGUUGGAGUUAAAAUGCCCCGUUACUGCCUUUUUGGAAACAAUGUCACCUUGGCUAACAAAUUUGAGUCCUGCAGCGUGCCACGGAAAAUCAAUGUCAGUCCAACAACUUACAGGUUACUCAAAGACUGUCCUGGUUUUGUGUUUACUCCUCGAUCAAGAGAGGAACUUCCACCAAACUUCCCCAGUGACAUUCCUGGAAUCUGUUAUUUUCUGGAAGCUUAUCAACCAGGAACAAAUUCAAAACCGUGGUUCCAAAAGAAAGAUGUUGAAGAUGGCAAUGCCAAUUUUUUAGGCAAAGCGUCAGGAAUAGAUUAGCAAAAUAUACCUGAUUAUUAGUCUUUGGGGUUUAACUCCUUCACACAUGUGUGGAACCUCUGACAGCACUUUAGGAUUGCAGAUGGCUAAAGAGCAGUAUUAAAAUUUCGGGAGCUAAGUCACAAUCUACUUUUUCUUCCACUUAAUAUAACAAAAAUGUAUUCACUUCAAUACUUCAACUCUUCAGUGAAAAAAAGAAAGAAACCUCAAAAAGUGACUUUUGGGGGAUAUUUCUAUUAUAUAACAAUCACUUAUUACCUGUACUCAAAAUUCAGCACAUUGUAUAUAUAUCGGGUAAUUGUAGUUAACUGUACAACCUGAUGGAGUCGCCUGCAGUCUCGUGCCCUGGUGGAAUGCCAUAGUGAUUCAAGUGUAUUUGUGAUAGUGUUGCCUUAAAACAGCUUUUUGAAUGGAAAUUAUAGUCUUUGAUACCAUAAGCUCUUUGAACCUUUCAACCCUGCAUUUUAUUACAUUUCCUCAUUUACUUGUUAGCGUGUAUAAAAAAAUAGAUGUUUUUCUUUCCUAGUGCACUUUUCUUUUUUUAAGAAAACAAGCAAUUAUGGGUUAGGUGCAAUAUGAAUAUAAGAUAGUUCUUCUGUAAAUAUCAAAGAUUAUUUUAUAAAAAUAUUCUCCAUAACAUAAUGUGUCAUCAUAUAAAUAUUUCCUUUUGUUUGACUUUUUUUUUUUAUUCUCUACAUGGUAAAGGCUAUUUUAAUUCAUAUUAGCAAUUUAAUUCCUAUUAAUUCGUUUUUGUGUCAUAAUAUUUAGGAUAAAAGAGGCUUAUGGCCUAUAUUAAAAUGCAAUAAUAUCAUUCUAAUUGAAUUUAACCGGAAGCAACAUGGAGGUAAAGUAAGCAUCCAGAGACCAUAUCAUAAAGAACAGAAGUAAAACGUUUACACACACACACACACACACACACACACACACGGAGUAAUUUAAUCUAUUUCAGCAGACGUCCUCCAUUGCCAUGCUGAGCCAUAUAAAGUUCCAAUAAGAAAAUCAAAGUUCAGAGGUGGGAAAUAAGACUUGUCUUUUUUGCUAAUUAGCUUUAAGCUAAUGAUAGCUUAUUUUUAAGUAUUUUUGUUGAAGACUGUGGUGUAUGUAUAUGUCCUAGGAAUCAUCAAGUUUUUUGUCUUAUUAAGUACACAUCUGUGAAUUGUUUAUUCUAGUUGAAAUAUCUCAAUGAUAUUUUUUAAAGAGAAUGUUGCUAUUGAUGAAGAAAAUGAUGCUGUGAUUUCACUAUGGAAAUUUCCAAACAUUUUUCUGGAGCUUGAACUUUUAUUUUUAAUGAUGUUAGUUUAGACUAAGACCUCUGGUGAACUCAAUAACCCACAGGUUUGGUUUGGGAUGAGGAUUUGAUUUUAAAAAGAGCUCAGCUUCAAAGCAAGAAAAAGAUGAACGUAUAGUUUUUAAAUCAGUAUUAGCAGAGCCACAGAUACACUGAACUUAUGUGGGGUUCUAAGAAGAACUCAGUUUAAAAGUCCCUUAAUUGUCUCCAUUAGUCCCCAGGCUAGCCCAUGAUGACCUCAGGAAUAAAAAGUCUUUAAGGAUUUGCCUCUCAUAUUCCAAGGGUACUACUAUAGCUAUUACAAUGAUUACUAUUUACUAAAUGAUACCCCAAUGUCUUGAAGGACUGAAUGUGUCUCAUUAAAUACCAGUCCUAUUAUUGGAGAGUUCCAUAGGCCUUGGGAAAAUAUAGUUAUAGUCUUACAAUUAUAUGAAGUUAAUAAAAGCAUUUAAAAGGAAAA
Ceratotherium simum simum (southern white rhinoceros) is the source of this 4534-nucleotide messenger RNA. RefSeq names its product guanylate cyclase 1 soluble subunit alpha 1 (gene GUCY1A1). Gene Ontology annotation, cellular component: guanylate cyclase complex, soluble. The record is from RefSeq and is a predicted model, not a curated record. Lineage: Eukaryota; Metazoa; Chordata; Mammalia; Perissodactyla; Rhinocerotidae. Gene Ontology annotation, biological process: cGMP biosynthetic process; response to oxygen levels. Gene Ontology annotation, molecular function: heme binding; guanylate cyclase activity.